Molecule: messenger RNA, 3924 nt
Organism: Danio rerio (zebrafish)
Lineage: Eukaryota; Metazoa; Chordata; Actinopteri; Cypriniformes; Danionidae
Source: RefSeq, a predicted model, not a curated record
GAGUGCGUGUGUGUGCGCGCGCGCGCGCUUGUGUUGUCUGCCGACUUGGCUGACGUCACCGCUGGAACUGCCCUGUCACGCGCUGUUAGUAAAAGUUGGGAUAGGAGCUAGAGACGGAGAGCAGCAGCGAAAUUACGGACGAACUCGAUCAACGGUCGCGCUGACGCACAACCCUCACCCCCCCUUCACGCCACGGGCUAAAAAAAAAAAAAGUUCCGACCGUCGCUGCGAGUUCGCUGAAUCCCUGCAGAAGGUCGAGCAGUUUGGAUUAUUCUGAGGGACAAGCAAUAAUAUUUUCUGCUCGGACUUAGAGAAGUACAGCACGGAGGAAAAGUUUAAAAGUUUUGCCUUCAUUAUUAGUCAAUGUAGUGAGUUUAUUAAAGAGUCGGUGUACAUAGACGGGUGAGCCCGAGCUGUCAAACCCGAUGACUACUGCAAACUGCCCCGGGAAUGAAGAGCUGGACUUCAGACUGAUCUUCGGGGAGGACGGGCAGCAGCCGCCGCUAGGCCCCGCAGAUUUGGAAACGGAUGACAACACAUCAUUUUACAUCCUCAACGUGGGCCAACCCCCUUCACUGGUGAACCAAUCGCAUGGUAUCCAGCGUCAUGGAGGCCCGCCCCCGUCUCAGUUCAUCAGCUCCUCCCCUUCACUGCAGGCCCUCCACAAAAUCUACGAGCCCAGCUAUGAGCCUCAGGACUCUAAAUACACACCCACAGGAGUGGGCGGAGGAGGGAACGGGCCACCAAAAGCCUUUGAAUGUCCCAGCAUCCAGAUCACCUCCAUCUCUCCAAGCUGCCAGCAGGAGAUGGAGGCCAGCGAGGAUGAGAUGCGAUCGAAGGGUCCGGAUGGAGAUUACCAUGACAGACCUCUGUCUCGGGACCAUCUGUACCUCCCACUAGAUCACUCUUAUCGAGAUUCGUCCCUGAGCCCGAGCCCAUGUAGCAGCCUUUCCUCUCGUAGCUGGUUUUCAGAUGCCUCGUCCUGUGAAUCCAUCUCUCAUGUGUAUGAUGACGUGGAUUCAGAACUGAAUGAAGCAGCAGCACGUUUCACCCUGGGCUCACCGCUCACCUCACCCGGCUGCUCUCCACAAACUGGCACACAGGAGGAAGUUUGGCAGCAGCAGCACCAUCAUCAUCACCCAGCCUUCGCUCACUCCCUUUCUCAUUCGCACGGUCAUUCUUUGUCACCUCGUCAGUCGCCCUGCCACUCGCCCCGCACCAGCGUCACCGAUGAGAACUGGCUGAGCCCUCGCUCCCCUUCACGGCCCUCUUCUCGCCCAACAUCGCCCUGUGGGAAGAGACGCCACUCCAGUGCUGAUAUUUGCUACCUGGGCUCUUUAUCACCCCAUCACUCCCCAACAGCCACUCCAGGCCCUUCACCCAGGGGCAGCGUGACUGAGGACACGUGGAUAGGUAGCCCGUCCAUGGGCGUAUCUCCUUUCCAAUGUUGCCCCUCUGAAGCUGACAUCCCCUCCAAAACAAGGAAGACGUCCCAGGACUGUACAGCAGCAAUUCAGCCUGGGAAAGGUGACCUGAGCAUGGAUGAUUCUGGGAAUGGGUCUCCUUUGCUUGACUCGCCUGCUGAGGACUCCAUGCAUGGAUUAAAGAAAGAUGGUUCUGGAGAGCAGUUUCUUUCUGUCCCAUCUCACUUCACAUGGAACAAACCCAAACCAGGACACACUCCUAUUUUCAGAGCAUCGAAUCUGCCUCCCCUGGACUGGCCGUUGCCAAAUCAGUAUGGGCAGUAUGAGCUAAAGAUCGAGGUUCAACCUAAAGCACAUCACAGAGCUCAUUACGAGACCGAAGGCAGCCGAGGGGCCAUCAAAGCCACGUCCGGGGGACACCCUAUCAUCAAGCUUCUUGGCUACAACGAGAAGCCAGUGAACUUGCAGAUGUUCAUCGGGACAGCGGAUGACCGUUAUUUAAGGCCACAUGCUUUCUACCAGGUCCACCGCAUCACAGGAAAAACCGUGGCUACGGCAAGCCAGGAAAUUAUCAUCACCAGCACGAAGGUUCUCGAGAUUCCUCUCCUUCCUGAAAACAAUAUGUCUGCCAGUAUUGAUUGUGCUGGAAUCCUGAAGUUGAGGAACUCUGACAUCGAGCUGAGGAAAGGAGAGACUGAUAUUGGACGGAAAAACACUCGGGUGCGCGUGGUGUUCCGGGUUCACAUCCCACAACCCAAUGGAAAAGUGGUCUCACUGCAGUCCUCAUCAGUUCCAGUGGAGUGCUCUCAGCGCUCAGCACAGGAGUUACCCCAAGUGGAGAAGGCCAGUAUCAGCAGUUGCCCAGUGAGUGGAAGAGAGGAAAUGCUCAUCACUGGCUCCAACUUCUUCCCCGAGUCAAAGGUCAUUUUUCUGGAGAAAGGUCCAGAUGGACGACCGCAGUGGGAGGUGGAAGCAAAGAUCAUUAGAGAGAAGAGUCAAGGAUCAAGCAUUGCGGUGGAGGUGCCUCCGUACCACAGUAAGACGGUCACUUCAGCAGUGCAGGUGCAGUUUUACGUGUGCAAUGGAAAGCGGAAAAGAAGCCAGUCGCAACGCUUCACCUAUCUGCCAGUCCUGGUCAAGCAAGAACAUAGGGAUGAUCUGGACUCCCCUGCCGUGCCGCCCAUGUCAAUGCCUCUGGUCCAUGCUGCCAGUUUGGUCUGCGCUCAGCCGCUGUCCUCCCCAGAGCACUCCCACCCACCAGACGGCCUUCUGUCCAGCUCCCCACGUGGCCUGGCUGCAGGCCUGCACCCUCUCCAGGCCCCCUGCGCCCCAAUGGGCUCCCCAACUCUUCCCCACCUGCCCCACCUUCAGGCUCGUGGGCUGAAUGCACCUCCCGAAUGCCAGAUGCCCUUCCACCCAGGCCCUGCUGCCACUGCCAGGCCAUCUUACCCCCCCAUACAGCACAACAUGCCCUUCAAUGGCCAGCAGAGUCUUCCUAUGACUGCAGGCUCCCCACAGGCCUACGAGCGGAUGCCCUUCCAGGCUGAUCCAGCUGGGUGUCACACCCUGGGUGUGGGGAUGGUUUAUGGCCCGGCUUCUUCAACACCCCCCUCUGGAGUGCCGCCGGGUCCUGGCUCAAGCCCCAGCCAUGUAGCUUGUACAGGUAGUAACCAGGUCAUGGCCCAUUCUGCCCCACACCUUCACUCUUUAGGCUAUCACCACCCCACUCCAGGCCAGAUACCAUCGCCCACUCACACCCUGGGACAGCCGCCCCCACAGCUCCAACGUCCACUGGUUUACCAUCCAGCCGGGCAGCGUUCUGCCUCCUGCCCCACGCCGUCCAGUGCUCCAGCUCAUAUGGUGCCAUCUCCCCACUCUGGGCCCUCAUCCCCCCAGCUCCAUUCGCUCCCAUACCACUCGCCCACCUCCCCUUCUCCUACAUCCAACAGCCCCCUGGGGCCCAUGGCACUCUCUGGACAGCCUUCGCCUCAGGCUAGCAGCCCUGUCUUAGCUGGGUUGUCUCCUUCAGGUCCUUUGGCACACCCCCUGGCCCAGCAAGGAGAGAGGCUGAACAUCAAGCAGGAGCCAGAGGACAGAGAGCCCACCUUCCGCACCAUUGGCCUUCAGGACAUAACACUUGAUGAUGUGAAUGAGAUCAUCGGCAGAGACAUGUCUCAGGCCCCAGGGGCUCAUGGAGGAUCUCCAUCAGCACACAGUCAAUCCUAGCCCUCCAAACACCACAGUAAACUCUGACAAUCCUCCCAGGACUGCAGCGCCGGCCUCCAGUUUCACCCUGAACACACCAAUCAUCCAAAAACCAUCAAUCCUGAAGCAGUCUGAGCAGCAGUGGCCGCUUCCUCCACAAUCAUGAACACAGCUCGGCCUGUAAAUGAGUUGGGGUAUAAACUAUACGCAUGCACACAAAAUCAGGUGUACCGUCAACACACACAUGCAGUGUGCUGUUCUCCUGGAAAUAAACCAAUAAUUCAGGGCUCUCUGA